Molecule: messenger RNA, 1101 nt
Organism: Catharus ustulatus (Swainson's thrush)
Lineage: Eukaryota; Metazoa; Chordata; Aves; Passeriformes; Turdidae
Gene: ANKRD33
Product: ankyrin repeat domain 33
Exons: 4
Coding region: 61-1101 (346 amino acids)
Molecular function (GO): protein binding
Source: RefSeq, a predicted model, not a curated record
GAGCGUGGGGUGACCCGGAGUGAGGCCACAGAGGUGGACAUCAACGGGAGGAACGCGCUGAUGGUCGCCUGCUCCAAGGGCUUUGUGGACAUUGUGCCACUGCUGCAGAAGUGUCCCUACAUCAACAUCAACCAGCAGGACAACGAUGGGAACACAGCCCUCAUGAUGGCUGCCCAGGCAGGACACAUCACCAUUGUUAACUACCUCCUCAACUACUACCCUGCCCUCGAGGUGGACCAGCGGGACCCGCGGGGGCUGACGGCGCUGAUGAAGGCGGCGGUGCAGGGGCAGCGGGACUGUGUCACCGCCCUGCUCCUGGCGGGAGCUGACCUGCAGGCUGUGGAUGCCGUGAAGGGGAAGACAGCUCGGGAAUGGGCGAUUUUCACCGGCCGCUUCGACACCACCGUGCGCAUCCGGACCCUGCUGCGGCGCCCGCGCGCGGAGCAGUUCGGAUCCCAGUACCAGCCCGAGUGGCCAGCCCUGGCCGAACUGGUGGCCAAGGCUCUGAGCCCCAAAUCCAGGAGCAAAAGACUCUCGGAAAAAAUCCGCUCCAUCUUCACCUUCAACAUCCCCCGCGAUCCCGAGGAGGACGGCGUGCUGGACCACAUGGUGAGGAUGACCACGUCCCUCGCCAGCCCUUUCGUGGCCACCGCUUGCCAAACCGUCUGCCCGGACAGCCCCCCCGAGGUGGGGAAACACCGCCUGUCGGUGCCGGAGAUCCUCGGGCAGCACGUGCCCGAUGCAGGUGAUGAAUCAGAAACAUCCUCGCGUCCCAGCACCGGGGGAUCCUCCUGCAACGGCCACGCCGUGUCCGAGCUGCGGCCACCGCCCCGGCAGCCUCCCAGCCGCCUCCUGAGCUUCCUGCCGCUGUGGCUGCGCCGUGCCAACAGCAUCUUCCCCGGAGAGCCCGUCCCCAAAAUCAAAGUGAGCAAAGCUUCUGGUUCAUCUGCCGGGGAGAAGAAGCCGCGUGUGAAGGACAAGCACCUGCUGCAGCCGCCUCAGUGGAGGUACAAGAUGCUGAAGGAGGAGAAGAAAGCGGCUGAGGAGGCCAAGACGGGGGAGAAGAAGAAGAAGAAGAAGAAAAAGAAAAAGAAAGGCUAA